AUCGGUUUCUGCGUGAUAUGGAACGCUCUCUUCUUGAUAAUAUUAAGUGAGUGUCUGGGUCUUGCUGCCCAAUAAAUGGAUAGUAAAAUACUAUUACUUGUUUCAAUAUACAACAGUGGCGACGAGAAAUCAUUACGAACCACGCUGCAACGGAAUUCAAUGAAGGAUUUUGGCAAGAAGAGCAGAAAUCACCAAAAGUAAGAAAUUAAUUACUACAAUUUACCAAAAAGCAAACAUUGGAAGGUAUUUGUAAAACAUUCCGCAAGGAUAACAAAAAUAAAUACCCGUUCAUUUUGCGUGCCCGUUCAACUUAAAACGGAAUGUAAAAAAAAAAAAAAAAAAGACAUUUGUCCAUGGUACAAACAAACCAGAAAUGUCAGAUUAUGAUUCGGCAAGCGAAGAAAUAGAAUUAUUACAUGAAAAAUCGGGGAAAAUCGCUAUACUAAUAGAAGCAGUGCGCGCGGGGAAACGAAAAUACAUAUACAAAUGCAAAAAGUCCGUGUUAAAGCAAAUUUGUGAAGCAGAAGAUAUAAAAUUUUCGGAAUCAGAUACCGUUGAAAACUUGAGGAAAAUACUUAGCACAUACUAUCAAGCUCAAGAACAAUCGUUAGCAGUACAUCAAAACAAAACAAUGGCGUCAAAUUACGACAUUAAGGUGUUUGACGGGGACAACUGGGAGACGUUUCAACAACAACUCGAGUGUGUUAUUGUUUUCAAUGAUGUGCCGGCGGCAAAGAUGGUUCCAUUGCUAAUUACAAAGUUAUCACCAAAAGUUUUUGAGUCAUUAACUUACUCGUGCGCGCCGGAAAAACCAAUUACAUUAACCUAUUCUGCACUAUGUGAAAAACUAAAACAAAAAUACGAAAAAACACAUUCACCAUUGAUGGACAGAGCCGAAUUUAGAGGAAGGAAUCAAUUACCUACAGAGACAAUUGAUGACUACUUAUUAACAUUACGAAAAUUAGUGAAAGGUUGUCAAUUCAAAGAUGAGGAAGACCAAAUUAAGGAGAAAUUUAUAGAAGGAGUAUACUCAAAGAUGAUAAAAUUUGAAUUAUUAAAGCAAGGGGAACAAUUAAAAUUAGACUCAUUAAUACAAUUGGCAAGAACAGUGGAGUCAGCAUACAAGCAUGCAAAUGGAGAAAAGGACAUAAGUACAGUUUCAUAUAUGAAGCCUAGGAGGAACACUCCGAAAUUGAAGACCGGACACCAAAAAGACCGGAACUCACAGCCAACUAAUAAGAACAAAUGUUAUUGUUGCGGAAAAGACAAUCACAUCAAGAAAGAUUGUACGUUAAGGAACAAAUACUGCUCUGAAUGUGGUCAAAGGGGACAUAUUUAUAAAAUGUGUCAGCAAAAAAAUAAUACAAAUAUUCUGGACGUAAAGUGUGAGGAGGAAGAUGGUGAGCAGGCCCUAGAUGCCGUAAAGGACCUAUACACAGAGUAUGAAACAUUCUCCAUGCACAGUCACAACGAUUAAUAAAAGAGAGGUUCGCAGCAGUAUUCACCCCGGGAUGGGGGAAGUUUAAUGGAGAAGCCAUAUCUUUGAAGCUGAAACCAGAGGCUAAACCAAAAUGUCUACCGGUCCGUCGUGUCCCAUAUGCUUUACGCGAUAAGGUAAAACAAGAAAUUAUACGUUUACAAGAAAAUGGAAGAAUAACACCGACGGAACAAACCCAGUGGGGUACACCUGUGGUCCCAAUCUUAAAGCCCGAUGGCUCAGUGCGAUUGUGUGGGGACUAUAAAGUAACCUUAAACCCUCAUUUAGAAAUUGAUCACUAUCCAUUGCCACAUAUUGAGGAUAUAUUUGAAACAUUAAAAGAUGGUGAAUACUACUGCGAGCUAGAUCUAAAAGAGGCCUAUUUACAGGCAUUAUUGACUGAAGAAAGUCAAGAUUAUACUACUAUAGUGACCGAAUUCGGAACAUAUAAAUAUAAGUACUUGCCUUACGGGGUAAAUACGGGACCAGGCUCCUUCCAGCGGUUAAUGAGUAACCAAUUAAAAGAUAUUCAAAACACAGUGGUGUUUAUUGACAAUAUUUACAUGGCAGGGAGAAAUUUGCAGGACUUGUAUGAUACAGUGGUGCAAGUAUUAACAAAACUAGAACUAUGUGAUUUUAAACUAAAAAUAGAAAAGUGUAAGUUGUUCACAAAAUACAUUGAUGUGUUUGGUUUCCGCAUUAAUAAGUAUGGUAUGAGUGUAAUUAAAUCUAAUUUGAAACCAUUGCUGAAUGCCCCAGCACCAACAAAUUUGACUAUGUUAAAGUCCUUUUUGGGGAAAGUGAAUUACUAUUCACGUUUCUUAAACAAUAUGGCCACAGCUUUGACACCCCUAUAUGAAUGUACAAAAAGAGGAAAAUUUAAGUGGACAAAAGAAUGUCAAUUUGCAUUUGAACUGAUAAAAAACAAAUUAGCAAAUACUGAAAACUUAAAACAUUUUAAUCCUGAGCAACCAAUAAUUAUAACUUGUGAUGCAUCACAAAGUGGAUUAGCAGCAAUAUUAUCAAACCGAGAUGAAAAAGGGGUAAUAAAACCAGUAGCUUAUGCAAGUAAAAAACUAAAUAGUACGGAAAUCAAAUAUGCUGCAAUUGAUAAGGAAGCUAUGGCUAUAGUGUUUGGAAUAACAAAGUUUUACAACUACAUUUAUGGGCGAUCAUUUGAGUUGGAGACUGAUAGCUCAGCUUUGGUUAGAAUAUUUGGUCCAACUAAAGGUAUUCCAAAAAUGGCAGCUAAAAGAUUGCAACAUUAUGCUAUAUUUUUGUCAGCAUUCAAAUACAAAAUUAGGCAUAUUAAAACAAGCAUAAAUCCAGCAGAUUUCCUUUCCCGAACGCCAGAGUUACUACAAGAGGAUGGCUUAAUGUUGCACUCUUUAUGCUUAAACGGUAAUGUGACAAAUGUAAUUCAAAUACAUAAUUCUAAAAUAGAUCAUUUAAACUGGAAAAUAAUCCAAAAUAAAACUAAAGUUGACGAAACUUUAUCAAAAGUACUUCGUUAUUGUAUGGAUGGUUGGCCAGAAAAGAGCUUAAUAACACCUGAUUUACUGCCAUACUAUAACAGGAAAAUUGAAAUUAACAUAGACAGAGGUUGUUUAUUUUGGGGGCACAGAAUUAUAAUUCCUGGACCAAUCAGGCAGGCUGUGAUGCAGAGUUUACAUGAGUCACACUUUGGAAUUGUUCGUAUGAAAGAAUUGGCUCGAUCAUAUUUUUGGUGGCCAAAUUUAGAUUCACAGAUAGAAAAUGUAACUAAAUCAUGCCUAAUAUGUUUGACAAAUUUUAAAAAUCCGCCUAAGGUAGAAAAACCAUGGCCAGUACCGCCAUCUCCUUGGUAUAGACUGCAUGCAGAUUUCUUAGGUCCAUUUUACAAAAAGAUGUAUUUAGUUGUUGUAGAUAGUUACACUAAAUGGCCCGAAGUAUUUGAAAUGGGAAACAUGACCGCAACAAAAACUAUUGACAUACUUGAAACUUUAUUUUCUAGAUAUGGAUAUCCAGUACAUUUAGUAACGGAUAAUCAAACAACAUUUGCAGGUUUAGAGUUUGCGACGUAUUGUGAAAAAAAUAACAUAAAACAUACAUUUACCCCACCAUAUCACCCAGCAACAAAUGGUGCCGCGGAAAGAUUUGUAGAAACUUUUAAAACAACAGUUACAAAAAUAAAGGAAACUGGAACUGCAGUAGGUACAGCAAUACAGUUAUUUUUGUUCGAUUACCGUAGCACACCACAAAGAACAACAGGAAUUUCACCAGCUCGUUUGAUGCUGGGGAGGGAGUUGAGAAACAGAUUUAGUAUCCUUAGACCGCCGCCUCUAGUAGAUAGUUUGAUAGAUAAACAAACACAAAAAGGGGAAGGGAGGAGAGACGGAUAUUUUAUAGUUGGACAAAAGGUCAUGGUUCGGGAUUAUAGAAAAGGAUGUAAACCUUGGAUUUUGGGAAUUAUUAUAGCCGAAUCUGUUCCUGGUUUAACUUAUAAAGUAGACGUUCUAGGAAUGACUUGGAAACGACAUGUAAAUCAAAUGUUAUCUUGUAAUGAAUCCAUUGAAGAAUCGACAACUUAGUAUAGAUAUCGCAGGACUUAAAUGUGUUUGAAUAAACGACGCCAAGAUAUCUGUACCAGGUCACAGUCAAGGAUUCGACUGGUAGUUUAAUUCUUGUUUAACUUUAUUUUAUUAGUUGUACCUAAUAUAGUUGUUACUAUUAUUGUUGUGUAACACUUAAUAUCUAAUAUAGUUAAGGUAGUCAGUAAGUGACAGUCUAGGCUGUGUUUAUACGAGGUUAGGUUAGAAUAAGUUGGGGAGAAUGUUGCAUAUCGGUUUCUGCGUGAUAUGGAACGCUCUCUUCUUGAUAAUAUUAAGUGAGUGUCUGGGUCUUGCUGCCCAAUAAAUGGAUAGUAAAAUACUA
Pectinophora gossypiella (pink bollworm) is the source of this 4390-nucleotide messenger RNA. RefSeq lists its product as uncharacterized. The record is from RefSeq and is a predicted model, not a curated record. Gene Ontology annotation, biological process: DNA integration. NCBI's taxonomy places the organism in Eukaryota, Metazoa, Arthropoda, Insecta, Lepidoptera, Gelechiidae. The coding region runs from base 374 to 1477 and encodes 367 amino acids. Gene Ontology annotation, molecular function: zinc ion binding; nucleic acid binding. The transcript has 2 exons.